Trichoderma reesei QM6a is the source of this 1155-nucleotide messenger RNA. RefSeq lists its product as uncharacterized. NCBI's taxonomy places the organism in Eukaryota, Fungi, Ascomycota, Sordariomycetes, Hypocreales, Hypocreaceae. Bases 1 to 1155 code for a protein of 384 amino acids. The record is from RefSeq and is a predicted model, not a curated record. The transcript is spliced from 3 exons.
AUGUUUUCAUCGGUCUGCCGCCGAUGCUUCAGCGUGCUGAGAUCAGCUCACCCUCCCAUCCGGAGGAGCGUCGCGGUAACGUGCGGCUCGGGGGGCUCUGUAGAGGUCGACCUGUACAACGUUGAUGAGUUUUCGCCUACAAAGGCUCUCAUCCUGCAUCUGCCUUCGCAGCCGGACAGCGCCAAUGGCGUGAGGCAACUGCCCGACUUUCUGUACGACUGGCCCGUUGCCAGCAUCAACUACCGGUGGGCGACUGAGCGCUCCCGCGCCGCAAGCCAGGACGAUGAGCAUCUCGACGACUCGGUCGACUGGCCGGUGCCGAUGCACGACGUGGCAUUUGCCUACCAAUGGAUAGUCGAUGCCCUAAAGCCCCCGGGCAUCGGCCGCGGCAACAUCUACGUCUACGGCUCCCAUCUCGGCGCCGGCCUGGCCAUGUCGCUCGCCCUCACAGAGGCCCAUCCGCACAAGCGCUUCGCCGUCCGUGGCGUCGCGGCCUACAACGGCGUCUACAACUGGACCAUGUUCCUGCCGGGCCAAAAGGAGGUCCGCGGUUCAAAGUCCGCGAAGGACGGGCGACGCGAACACGGCAAUCUCAGGAUCAAGGACCUGCACGACAGACUGGUGGCCCUGUUCCAAGAGCCGCACAACCUCUUUGACCCGUUUGCGAGCCCGAGCCUCUUCUUCCACAACCCGGGCCUGGCCAUACCCGAGUCGUUCUACCGCUCCCCCGCGUUUGACAGCCUGGUGAGCGCCAUGAAGGGACAGUAUGACGUGUCGGGAGAGGGGGGCACGCUGGGUGCGUCUAGGAGAAGCCACCUUGCGUUUCCCCCAAGAGCAUCGACUCUCAAAAUCCCCGAAACGCUGCUCAUGCACGACGCACCCUCCUCGAGGCAAUCAAGGUCUAGAGCCACAGAUACGCGACACACAUUCAGGGCGCAGGCAGCGGAAAUUGCCAGCUUCAUGCGGCGAAGCAUCAAAAUGGUCGAGCUGAAGGAGCGAAGUCGUUGGGAUCUAGAGGCAGAAGACAUGAUGGAAAAGAUACCGGAGCGCAGAGUGCGGAUUGUCGAGGUGGGACAAGAAGGCGAGGACCUUGGCUUGAAUGACGCUGGCCAGCAGGCUGUAUUGGAUUGGCUAGGGAGUCUCAAGAUACGAUGA